Messenger RNA from Polyodon spathula (Mississippi paddlefish), 4286 nucleotides. It is a transcript of the gene nos2b, whose product is annotated as nitric oxide synthase 2b, inducible. NCBI's taxonomy places the organism in Eukaryota, Metazoa, Chordata, Actinopteri, Acipenseriformes, Polyodontidae. The transcript is spliced from 27 exons. The record is from RefSeq and is a predicted model, not a curated record. Gene Ontology annotation, biological process: nitric oxide biosynthetic process. Gene Ontology annotation, molecular function: NADP binding; FMN binding; nitric-oxide synthase activity. The coding region runs from base 533 to 3955 and encodes 1140 amino acids.
UUGAACCGGGGGCCUCCUGGUUACAGCCCGUUUCUUUAAACGCUGGACCACACAACCUCUUAUCACUAACGACCUACAGUGUGGCCCUCAAAGUAAACGCCAUGCAAAAACACCAUUCAUAAAUAAAUCUAAACGACGAAGGGACACAUUUGCUCACACUGCAAUCUGCCCGCACAUACAUUCCGGGACAGCUGCUGUUUCCGCAGCAGUCUCACCGUGUAGCACUGUGUAUAUUAACCUCGCUGCUAAAACAUAGCCACAGACAGGCAUCGUUGAACAAACAAGCAAAAAAAAGAAAACAAAACCGAACUGUUACACGAAUGUAUGAAAGCCUGUGUUGAGCUGUGCGAUUGCAUCGAGGCUGUUCUCGUCAGGAAGUGUUCGGGAUUUCCCUCGUGUGCGCUGCACUCCCUCUUUGACAGUGUUUGGCGAGAGUAUAAAGAGACGCCUUGUGUGCAGACAAGCUGACAAACACGGACAGCAAGAUUCAACGCACUCGUUUCAGAAUAACUGUAACAAAGUAAGAAGAACAAUGCUGUGCCCUUGGAAAUACCUGCAAAAGAAGAGCAACUCCUACGACAUCAAGGACCUGAACGACAUCAAGGACGUGAACGACAUCAAGGACGUGAACGAUAACUUCAAAUCCACUGUGAACCAAUACAGAGAUGAGUCCGAGCAGGUGAAGCUGGAAGAGGAGAAACCGAUCGAAAUCGUCACCAAGACACCGACACCGGAGGCUCCACCUAAGAAAUGUGUCCCCAAAUCCAAUAUGCAAAGAUGCCCGUUCAUGAGGAUGAAAAACAUUGAAAACGGGUCCGUGCUUCAAGACACGCUCCACAGAAAAGCAGUAAAGAAUCUGCCGUGCAAAUCGAACACCUGCCACGGGUCGGUGAUGCUGCCGCCCGCUCUGACCAGAGGUGUCCGGAGUGAGCCGGCCCCGCCGGAGGAAGUUCUUGUCCAAGCCAUUGAGUUUAUAAAUCAAUAUUACCAAUCUUUUAAACAACCCAAGACUGAGGAGCAUUUGGCCCGAGUGGAGGCGGUUACCAUGGAGAUUGAGAAGACAGGAACCUAUCAGCUGACCGGGGCGGAGCUAGUGUUUGCUACCAAGCAAGCCUGGAGAAAUGCACCCAGGUGCAUUGGACGAAUCCAGUGGUCAAACCUGCAGGUGUUUGAUGCUCGUCAGUGCAACACAGCAAAGGAGAUGUUCGAAUACAUCUGUGAGCAUCUCAAGUACGCAUCAAACAAUGGAAACUUAAGGUCCGCUAUCACUGUCUUCCCACAGAGGACUGACGGGAAACAUGACUUCCGAGUCUGGAACAGUCAGCUGAUCAAAUACGCCGGCUACCAGAGGCCAGAUGGAUCCAUCUUGGGAGAUCCUUCGAGUGUGGGAUUCACAGAGCUCUGUAUCCAGCUGGGAUGGGAACCCAAGUGGGGCCGAUUCGAUGUGCUCCCCCUCAUCCUCCAGGCCCACGGAGAGGACCCCGAAAUGUUUGAGAUCCCCCCGGAACUGAUUCUCGAGGUGUCCAUGGAGCACCCCAGGUUUGACUGGUUCAAGGAGCUGGAUCUCAAGUGGUACGCUCUGCCUGCGGUGUCCAGCAUGCUUCUGGAAGUAGGGGGGCUGGAGUUCACAGCCUGUCCCUUCAACGGCUGGUACAUGGGGACAGAGAUAGGAGUGCGGGACUUCUGUGACGUCCACAGAUACAACAUCCUGGAGGAAGUUGGCAGGAGAAUGGGUCUUGAAACUAACAAGCUAGCUUCCCUGUGGAAGGACCAGGCGCUGGUGGAGAUCAACAUCGCUGUGCUUCACAGUUUCCAGAAACAGAACGUGACGGUGAUGGAUCACCACUCUGCCUCAGAGUCCUUCAUGAAGCACCUUCAGAACGAGUUCCGUCUGCGCGGGGGGUGCCCUGCCGAUUGGGUGUGGCUGGUCCCCCCCAUGUCUGGCAGCAUCACGCCCGUGUACCACCAGGAGCUGCUCAACUACAUCCUUACCCCCUUCUACUACUACCAGCUGGAUCCCUGGAUCACACACGAGUGGAAGGAUGAACAGAAACGACCCCAGAAGAGGCAGGUUCGAUUCAGGGACCUGGCAAGGGCGGUGUUCUUCGCCUCCUCUUUGAUGGGCAAGGUGAUGGCAGCGAGGGUGAAGUCCACAGUCCUCUAUGCCACCGAGACGGGGAAAUCCGAGACCUUCGCCAGGAAGCUGGACUCCAUGCUGAGCUGUGCCUUCAACUCCAGGGUGCUGUGCAUGGAUGACUAUGACCUGAGCGACCUGGAGAAGGAAACCUUCCUGGUGAUCGUCACCAGCACCUUCGGGAACGGAGACUCCCCCGGGAACGGAGAGAGCUUCAGAAAAUCCUUAUUCACCAUGAAGCGUCUGAACAACAAAUUCAGGUAUUGUGUGUUUGGCCUGGGCUCCCGCAUGUACCCGCAGUUCUGUGCCUUCGCCCACACACUGGACCACAAGCUGGAGCAGCUGGGUGCCAGGCAGAUCUGUGCCACCGGGGAGGGGGAUGAGCUGUGCGGACAGGAGGAGGCCUUCCACACCUGGGCAGGGGCCGUCUUCAAGACUGCCUGCAACACGUUUGAUAUCCGGGGGCAGCUCAACAUCCAGCUCCCAGACACGGGGAGUGCCAACGAUGUCUGGCAGCCUGAGAGAUACAGACUGGCCCACGAGCUUCAGAGCACAGACUUUGUGAAAGCACUUUCCACUGUCCACUCAAAAGAUGUUUAUGCCAUGAAAUUAAAAUCCAGGAAGAACCUGCAGAGCCCCAAGUCCAGCCGGCAGACCAUCCUGGUGGAGCUGAGCUGCGAGGAGGACCGGGAGCUGCAGUACCUGCCCGGAGAGCACGUGGGAGUCUUCCCCGGGAACCAGGCCUCACUGGUCAGCGGCAUCAUCAAACUGCUGAAGGACGCUCCGCCCGGCAACCAGAACCUGCGGCUGGAGGUGUGCAGAGAGAGCGCACAAGGUUCAAUGAAGUCCUGGAGCUCUGACACCCGCCUCCCCGCCUGCACCCUCUCACAGACCCUCACCUACUUCCUCGACAUCACCACCCCACCCUCCCAGGGCCUGCUCAGGAAACUAGCGCAGCUCUCCACCCAGGACAGCGAGAGGACAAGGCUGGAGACACUCGCUCAGGACUCCGGGGAGUACAACACGUGGAAGUCUUUCAACAGCCCUACGCUUCUGGAGGUGCUGGAGGAGUUCCCCUCGAUCGAGGUCUCAGCCACCUUCCUCCUGAGCCAGCUGCCCCCCCUGAAACCCCGAUUCUACUCCAUCAGCUCCUCCUUGGACCACAGCCCCCGGCAGAUCCACCUCACUGUCGCUGUGGUCAACUACACCACCCGAGAUGGGCUGGGUCCGGUGCACCACGGCGUCUGCAGCACCUGGCUGAACACCAUCAAGGAGGGCGAUGUGGUGCCAUGCUUCAUCCGCAGGGCCAGCGGCUUCCACCUCCCCAAGGACCCCAGCCUCCCCUCCAUUCUCGUGGGGCCCGGCACAGGCAUUGCUCCCUUCAGGAGCUUCUGGCAGCAGAGAUUGCAUGACCUGGAACAGAACGGUGUGGCCGGCGCUGGCAUGACCCUGGUGUUCGGCUGUCGACAGUCUGACACGGACCACCUCUACCAAGCAGAGACCCUGCAGCUGAAACGCAAAGGAGUGCUGAAGGACGUCUAUACCGCUUACUCCAGGGAACCCGGCCAGCCCAAGGUCUACGUCCAGGACAUUCUGAGGGACAGGCUGGCAGGGGAGGUGUACAAGGUCCUGCACGAGGACGGGGGACACAUCUAUAUCUGCGGGGAUGUGCGCAUGGCCCGGGACGUCUCUCACACUCUUAAGGAGCUGUUUGCAGACAGGCUGGGUUUGAAUCUGGAGCAGGCAGGAGACUACCUGACACAGCUGAAGAAUGAGAAGCGAUACCAUGAGGAUAUCUUUGGUGCUGUUUUCCUGAAAUGAGAACACCAUUACAGGCAUCAAGCAAUCCCAUCCCCACACGUGUAUAUAUAUAGAAAUUCAGCUGGCUGAAUAUCGCUCGAGUGGAAGAAGGCUUCAAACUGUCUGUGUGUUUGGCUUCGGUUUUAGGCUAAGUGCAAUAAGAAUUCCAAGUUAUUAUGAGGCUUCCUUUCUAGACGUCAUUAUUUUUAUUGAGGUAGUGGUGAUCCAGACAGUUAGGAACACAUUUAUUAAAUGCUUUGGGAAUUUAACUCAAAACAGGCAAGGCAGACAUAUACUCAUUAAUAAUUAUAUUAUAAAAUAUUUAUUAUAUUUUAAUGUUAAGUAUUUUCUC